Messenger RNA from Xyrauchen texanus (razorback sucker), 4574 nucleotides. RefSeq names its product plasminogen-like. The record is from RefSeq and is a predicted model, not a curated record. Gene Ontology annotation, molecular function: serine-type endopeptidase activity; signaling receptor binding. Gene Ontology annotation, cellular component: extrinsic component of plasma membrane. Gene Ontology annotation, biological process: proteolysis. NCBI's taxonomy places the organism in Eukaryota, Metazoa, Chordata, Actinopteri, Cypriniformes, Catostomidae.
AUGAAUGUUCAAAAUGCAGCGCUUUUAGUUUGUCUUUUCUUUUUUACAGGUUUCCAAAGGGGUCAGACUGAAAGCACAGAUGUUCUAAAGGAGUUUACUAAAACUGAAGGUGUCAGGAUAGUGACAAUACGCAGAAAGUUCUAUUUUGUAGUUACAGCAGAACAAUGUGCCACCAGGUGCAUCGAAGAGACGUCCUUUACAUGCAGGUCCUUUACACACAAUAGCAGGAAUCUUUUGUGUAUUAUAUUUUAUGCCAACUCUAAGACUGCCAAGGUAUUGGAAAUAGCUGAUGUUACCCUGUAUGAGAAAAAGGUGCACCUAAUGGAUUGUGUGAAUGGCAUUGGAACAGACUACAGAGGGACAAAAUCCACAACAAAAUCAGGAAGAAAAUGCCAAAGCUGGGUGGAAAUUUCCCCCCAUUUGCCAAGGAUAACACCAACGACACAUCCAGAAGCUGACCUGGAGUCCAACUUUUGUCGAAAUCCAAAGGGAAGCAAACAGGGUCCCUGGUGCUACACAACAGAUCCAGAGACAAGAAUAGAGCCCUGUGAUAUCCAAAAGUGCACAGAGGAUUGCAUGCACUGCAAUGGAGAAAACUAUAGAGGCAAAAUCUCCUUUACUGAGCAUGAUUAUACGUGUCAACGCUGGGAUUCUCAGAUACCUCACAAACAUGGUUAUUCUCCUUCAAAUCAUCCUGAGAUGUAUUUGGAGGAGAACUACUGUAGGUACUCAGAAGGAGAACCCAGUCCCUGGUGCUACACCACCAACCCCAACAUUCGCUGGGGUUACUGCUCCAUUCCUCGAUGCACAACUGAACCACCCACAAUUGUACCAGAGCUUACUUGUGCGACUGGAAGGGGUAGCUCCUACAGGGGAACUAUUUCUGUGACGGAAUCAGGGAAAACUUGCCAGAACUGGGCAUCUCAAUAUCCUCACACACAUUCCAGAACUCCAGAGAACUACCCAUGCAAAGGCCUUGAAGGGAAUUACUGCAGGAAUCCUGAUUUUAAUGAAAGUCCCUGGUGUUUUACCACAGACCCUGACACCCGCUUGGAGAACUGCGCUGUGCCCAGCUGUGGAGAUAAGCCUACACCUGAUGAGCCCAUCAUCACUGAGAGCAAGGAAUGUUAUGAAGGUAAUGGAAACUCGUACCGUGGUGAUGUAUCAGAGACCAUUAGUGGAAAACAAUGCCAGUUCUGGACAUCCAAUGUACCUCAUUUUGUGCCUGGAGAAUUCCCAGAAUUAGAUUUGAGGGGGAACCUGUGCAGAAACCCAUUAAAUAAAGAAGCCCCUUGGUGCUACACCACUGACCCAUCUGUUCGGUGGGAGUAUUGCAACAUUAAGCGGUGUAAUGACAAACCCAGCAUAUCCACACCUGAUCCUACUGAUUAUUCAGAAGAUGGAGAAAGAGAUGUUCUAAAGGCAUAUGUUAAAACUGAAGAUGCAUGGAUAGUGAAAAGCACCAGCAGGCAGUAUACUGUGAAAUCAGCAGAAACAUGUGCUGCCAGAUGUAACAAUGAGAUGUCUUUUACAUGCAGGUCAUUUACAUACAAUAAGAGGAAUUGGAAUUGUGCAACACUACCUGCCAACUCUAAGACUGAUGAGGUCAUAAAAACAAGGAAUACUGUCCUGUAUGAGAAAAGGGUGUACUUACGGGAAUGUGUGAAUGGCAUUGGCACAGAUUACAGAGGGACAAAAUCCACAACAAAAUCAGGAAAAACAUGCCAGCGGUGGGAUGGAACUUUCCCCCAUUUGCCAAAAAAGACACCAAAGAAAUAUCCUGAAGCUGACCUGGAGUCCAACUUUUGUCGAAACCCAAAUGGAAACAUAGAGGGUCCCUGGUGCUACACUACAGAUCCAGAGACAAGAUGGGAGCACUGUGAUAUCACAAAUUGCACAGAGGAUUGCAUACAAUGCAAUGGAGAAAUGUAUAGAGGCAAGAAAUUCACCACUGCAGGUGGAUACAUCUGCCAACGCUGGGACUCUCAGAGGCCCCAUCAACACAGUUACUCUCCUUCAAACCAUCCUGAACUGAAUUUGGAGGAGAACUAUUGUAGGUCCUCAAAAGGAGAGUUCACACCAUGGUGCUACACCACCAAUCCAGACAUCCGCUGGAAUUACUGCUCCAUUCCUCUAUGCCAGGCAAGUGAAGCACCCACGAUUGUACCAGAGCUUACCUGUGUGACUGGACGGGGCAGCACCUACAGCGGCACUAUUUCUGUUACGGUAUCGGGGAAAACGUGCCAGAACUGGACAUCUCAAUCUCCUCACACGCACAGCAGAGUUCCAGUGAACUACCCAUGCACAAACCUUGAAGGGAAUUACUGCAGGAAUCCUGAUUAUGAAAGAAGUCCCUGGUGUUAUACCACUGACCCUGACACCCGCUGGGAGUACUGCAAUGUGCCCACCUGCGGAGAUCAGCCAGGACCUGAUGAGCCCAUUAUUCCUGAGGGGAAGGAAUGUUAUGAAGGUGAUGGAAGCUCAUACCGUGGUGCCAUAUCAGAGACCAUUAGUGGAAAACAAUGCCAGUUCUGGACAUCCAGAGAACCUCAUGAACCUUUCUAUAAACCUGAGGAGUUCCCAGGAUCAGAUCUGAGGAGGAACCUGUGCAGGAACCCAGAUGGUGCAAAAGCCCCUUGGUGCUACACCACUGACCCGUCUGUUCGGUGGGAGUAUUGCAAAAUUGAGAGGUGUGACAGCAAACCCAGCAUAUUCACAGAGGGCCUUAAAUGUGGAGAACAAGCGAUAAAACCUAAACUCUGCUUAGGCCGGAAUGUUUGGGGAUGCAUUUCCAAACCACACUCCUGGCCAUGGCAGAUCAGUCUCAGGACAAGCACUUACAAACAACAUGUCUGUGGUGGAACGCUAAUUGAUGCACAGUGGGUACUAACCGCAGCACAUUGUAUUAAGGGAGAAGACUACGAUUGGUCUCAGAGUCGAUCUCUCAUCAAGAUCUUCCUUGGAAUCCACACCAAAGAUACGGAUGGACCAUUCAAGCAGGAACGAGAUGUUUCUAAGAUUAUUAUGGAACCAGACGGAGCUGACAUUGCUCUUCUCAAGUUAGAUAGGCCUGCAGUAAUAAAUGAUACGGUCGCUUGCUUGCCUACUGAAAAGGAUUAUAUUGUACCCAGCGGUACUGAAUGCCAUGUAACAGGCUGGGAAAACACACAGGAAACUGGUGAUUCCUUUUACCUGAAAGAAACCAGCGUCCAAGUAAUUGAGAACAAAGUUUGCAACCUUCAACUCUAUUUAGAUGGCCGUGUGCAGGACCAUGAGAUGUGUGCAGGAUUCAGAGAUGGUGGAAUUAACAGUUGUCAGGGUGAGAGUGGUGGGCCUCUCGUCUGCAUAAUGCAAAACAAAUUUGUUCUCCAGGGAGUGACAUCAUUGGAUAUUGGCUGUGCCAGGACCAUUGGCAUUAAACCAGGAUUGUACACCCGUGUCUCCAAGUUUGUCAAAUGGAUUGAACAAAGCAUGAAAGAAAAUUGAGAAUGUAAAUGUUCAACGUAAACACAAGCAUAUGGUUAACAAUGCAAUUUAAUUGUAAAACUGGUGUGUAAGAAUGAAAUCUUGAUAUGUAGGCUGUUUUAAGUAAUCCUGUUCAAAAGUGAUAUCUUAAUAAUUCCUGCUUAAUAGAGGUAAUCUAUUCUAUGCUUUACAAAUUAUCUGCCCAUUGUACAGUUACAUUUCUCAUAGGCACAAGCUAGAUGGGUUCUAUUUUGAGGCUUACCCCAGUAAAUAUGGUUUAUUUUGCAAAUUCAAAUUCCAUUGAGGCAUAGAUCAGACACUAUAUCUGUGCACCUUACAUCUCAAAGUAAACAAAUCUAUCACAUCGAGGCAGAUGUGGGAGGCAGGCAAGCUGCCGUAUCUCUACGCAUCACCCAAAAAUGCUCACUCACUGUCAUCUGAACCAGUGUCAAAAGCAAAACUGUGCGAGGGAGAUCCAGCGUAUACCCCGUUAGAGACAGAAAAGGACGUGGCCAUUCAGCAAGCCAGAUAUACUUGUAGAGACUGAACUGCAGCUAGAGAAAAUAAUAGUUUUGAGAUGAUAAACUUCAGCUAAUCAAACUUCAGCAUUCAAUAUAUAUCAUAUUUGUAUAGUGUCUAAUAAUGCAUCAACAAUGACGUUUAAGUGUCUCUUGCCAAUAAAGCUAGAGAUUAAUUUAAUCUUUAUAUGGAUUGGUGGUGGCGUAGUGGUCUAAGCACAUAACUGUUAAUCAGAAGGUUGCUGGUUCGAUCCCCACAGCCACCACCAUUGUGUCCUUGAGCAAGGCACUUAACUCCAGGUUGCUCCGGGGGUAUUGUCCCUGUAAUAAGUGCUCUGUAAGUCACUUUGGAUAAAAGCGUCUGCCAAAUGCAUAAAUGUAAUCUGCCCAUGUGAUUCUAUAUUUUUAAAAGUUCACUCUAAAACGGCAGAAUAUUUUUUUUCCCAACUUUUAAUUACUGCAUGUCCAAUGAUUUGUGUACUUGUAUCAAAGAUUUAUACAUGUAAAUGUCUUUUUCUGCAAAAAAACAAAAAUGAACAAUUUACCAUAUAGCCUACAAAUAUGAUUAAUCAAAAUAAAUGAUGACUAACA